AUGACCGAUGCUAAAAAUGAUGUGAACGGAUCUUCGGUGGUCGACGCCGACGGCUUGAUCGAGGGCAACUAUGAUCAAGUCGUCGAAUCUUUCGACGAUAUGGAGCUCAAGGAAGAACUCCUCCGUGGAAUCUACGGAUUUGGUUUUGAAAAACCUUCUGCAAUCCAAAAACGUGCUAUCGUUCCAUGCACCACUGGAAAAGACGUUAUCGCACAAGCCCAGUCUGGAACAGGAAAAACUGCUACGUUCUCAGUUUCCAUUCUCCAAAGAAUCGAUCAUGAAGAUCCACAUGUUCAGGCUCUCGUUAUGGCUCCAACAAGAGAGUUGGCUCAACAGAUCCAAAAGGUUAUGAGCGCUCUUGGAGAGUACCUCAAUGUGAACAUUCUUCCAUGUAUCGGAGGAACUAGCGUUCGCGAUGAUCAACGCAAGCUUGAGAAUGGAAUCCAUGUCGUCGUCGGAACUCCAGGACGUGUUGGAGACAUGAUCAACAGAAACGCUCUUGACACCUCCAGAAUCAAGAUGUUCGUUCUCGACGAGGCUGACGAGAUGUUGUCUCGUGGAUUCAAGGAUCAGAUUUACGACGUUUUCCGCUCCAUGCCACAGGACGUUCAAGUCGUUCUUCUCUCGGCUACAAUGCCAUCUGAGGUUCUUGACGUUACCGAUCGCUUCAUGCGUAAUCCAAUUCGUAUUCUUGUCAAGAAGGACGAACUCACUCUUGAAGGUAUCAGACAGUUCUACAUCAAUGUUCAGAAAGAUGAGUGGAAGUUUGACUGUCUCUGCGAUCUCUACAACGUCGUCAAUGUCACUCAAGCUGUUAUCUUCUGCAACACUCGCAGGAAGGUCGAUCAACUUACCGAGCAGAUGACUAACAAACAGUUCACUGUUUCAUGCCUUCACGGAGAUAUGGACCAGGCAGAACGUGACACUAUCAUGCGCGAGUUCCGCUCCGGAUCUUCCCGUGUCCUCAUCACCACCGAUAUCUUGGCUCGUGGUAUUGACGUUCAACAGGUCUCCCUUGUUAUCAACUACGAUCUCCCAUCUAACCGUGAAAACUACAUCCAUCGUAUCGGUCGUUCUGGACGUUUCGGUCGCAAAGGAGUCGCCAUCAACUUCGUCACCGAGAAUGAUGCUCGUCAACUCAAAGAGAUCGAGACAUACUACACCACUCAAAUCGAAGAGAUGCCAGAAUCAAUCGCUGACCUCAUCUAA
Caenorhabditis remanei is the source of this 1209-nucleotide messenger RNA. RefSeq lists its product as uncharacterized. The transcript has 5 exons. The record is from RefSeq and is a predicted model, not a curated record. Gene Ontology annotation, molecular function: RNA binding; RNA helicase activity; ATP binding. The coding region runs from base 1 to 1209 and encodes 402 amino acids. Lineage: Eukaryota; Metazoa; Nematoda; Chromadorea; Rhabditida; Rhabditidae.